AUGCCUGCAAAAUUGACCAUUGCUGGUUUUCAGGGCCGCAAGAUCACACUUUCAACUGGACUUUUCAUCAACAAUAAGUUUGUCCCCUCAUCUACCGGCCAAGUUCUUUCCGUGGAGAACCCCGCAACCGGAGAACAACUCGGCACGAUUUCUGCCGCGGGACCAGAUGAUAUCAACAGUGCUGUUGAAUCUGCCAAGGCUGGCUUCAAAACAUGGAGAACAGUUUCUGGUCCUACUAGGGCCCGGCUUCUACUGAAGCUUGCAGACUUGCUUGAGCGCGAUGCUGAAGACUUAGCCUCUCUUGAGGCCGUUGAUGCUGGAGUUCUUUAUACCGACUCCAUUGGUAUGAACAUUCCUCAGGCUGUCGGCUGUCUACGAUAUUACGCCGGCUGGGCAGGAAAAAUUGACGGCAAGACAUUGGAAAUGGAUGGUGGUAUUGCCUACACCUAUCGAGAACCCUUGGGUAUAUGCGGUGCAAUUGUACCAUGGAAUGCUCCACUCAUGAUCACUAUAUGGAAGCUAGCCCCGGCAUUGGUGACAGGCAAUGUUCUGGUCAUCAAGUCCUCUGAGUUGUCACCACUUUAUGCCUUGAGGCUUGCAGAGUUGAUCAAAGAGGCUGGUUUCCCUCCUGGGGUUGUGUCUGUCGUCACUGGCGAGGGUGCCACCGCAGGCCAAGCCCUUUCUGAACAUAUGGAUGUGCGAAAGAUAGCUUUCACAGGCAGUGCUGUCGCAGGGCGGAAGAUCCUACAAGCAGCAUCUCGGACAAACCUAAAGAAGGUCAGCCUCGAACUAGGCGGAAAGGGACCCUCCAUCGUAUUUGACGACUGUGAUUUUGAAAACGCACUAUUAUGGACUCGCAUUGGCAUCACUGCCAACAAUGGUCAGAUCUGUGCCGCAGGCUCCCGGAUAUAUGUUCAAGCGUCAAUCUAUGAUCGCUUUAUUGAGGCUUACAAGAACGCUGCGGCCGAUGUCCCAACAGUGGCAGGAAACCCGUUGGACCCUUCGACCACAAAAGGCCCAGUAGUAAGUCGAAUUCAGCAUGAGAAAAUUCUUGACUUUGUUCGUCAAGGAAAGCAAUCUGGAGCCAAACUUUUGUUUGGUGGGGACCGGAUCGGCGACAAGGGGUACUUUGUUCAAAACACUGCAUUCGCAGAUGUCGAUGAAGAUGCGACGAUCAUGCGGGAGGAGAUAUUUGGCCCUGUCGCGAGCAUCGCCAAGUUUACGACUGAGGAAGAAGUUAUUUUGAAAGCCAAUGACUCUCACCAUGGUCUCAGUGCUGCAAUUUUCACUAACGACGUGAGUCGUGCUCAUCGGGUGACGGAAGCCCUGGAGUCAGGACAGGUGACUGUCAACGCUUGGGCAAUGCUAAGCCCCAAUGUUCCAUUUGGAGGAGUAAAGGAGAGCGGGUUCGGGCGGGAUAUGGGCGAGGAGGCUCUAGAGGGGUGGACUACCGUCAAGGCAGUCAAAUACAACAUUCUUCCACGUCUUUGA
Molecule: messenger RNA, 1491 nt
Organism: Penicillium soppii
Lineage: Eukaryota; Fungi; Ascomycota; Eurotiomycetes; Eurotiales; Aspergillaceae
Product: putative aldehyde dehydrogenase
Exons: 4
Coding region: 1-1491 (496 amino acids)
Molecular function (GO): aldehyde dehydrogenase (NAD+) activity
Source: RefSeq, a predicted model, not a curated record